UACAAUCAUAGUUAAGUGCAAAAUUAAGCACUUCAGAAUUUGUUUCCCAGUUUCACUGCAUGAUGAUAAAAUGGCGAAUUACAUGAUUCUGUUGUUUAAAGGAAUAUGUUUUCUUCAAAUAGUGCAGGCGAUAUUCGCAACGGGUCACGUGAAUAUACAGGUACAGGUUCUUCAAUAUGACAACCCUUUAGGGACAUCAUACCAUGGUUCUGACUUUACCUCACAGAGAAAAUGUUGUGAUAAAGGCCAAGUUACAGCAUGCAAUACGGCAGACGUUUGCGACUCGUACUUUGUCCUCUGUAUUGGUGGAAUCACAACUAGCGGUCAAAAAAAGCAUUGUAGCGGACCAAAAGGUACAACAAAAGUCUUCAGGAAUGCUAACUCGUUUGGAGCAUCGCACGACAACAUCUUGAUUCAGUCAUUUAAGUGGGAUAAUUGGCAUUCGGGAGGCAUUGACUAUUUGGCUAAUGUGAUGGAUCAAGACAGCGGUAAUGACGAGCUUAUUGAAAACUUCACAUCGACCAGAGCACUUACCGUUGGUUCCAGCUAUGAGAAUUCUACUGAACAUGUGAUAUCAUUUACAAAUUUUGUAAGUUUAGAUCUCGGUAUAAGGAUAUGGUGUCAAGAUGGAUACUUUGGCUCUGACUGUAGUCAUAAAUGUACCAGCAACCCUUACAGUGUUUGUAUAAACAAUCAAGCAACGCUUUUACCAUCGUGCAAUGACGCAGACGUUUCUAGUUUUGAAUUUACCGGAAUUCUGAAUGCCAAAGCCGCAAACCUCCAACUUCUACUAAUGAAGUUUGUUCUACAAGAAAUCUGCCCUAAAGCACAGAAUACACAUGUGCAGAUCGUGCAUUUUAGUGUAUCUGGAGUUGUCGAGUUCAAAGCUACGUGUGAUAAUACUACUAUCAGCAGUUUAACGUUCAGUACGCAUAUGUUCAUUCUAAGUUUGACAAAUAAACCUGCAUUGUCACGUUAUUUCCCGGGCAUUCCUUUGAAAACAUCAUCGGUUACACAGAAAAUUGUUAGAGGGGCACACACAUUUAUGAUUUUGAGGGCGCUAAGUUAUCAUGAUUCGAGUGCGGCAUGUAAAGGGCAAAGCUGCAAUGUACAGAUCACUGUCUGCAUAUAUCCGCAAAAAAGUUGCAUCGUCAUGUUGUCCAAAGUUUCUACCACGAACCUUGCGCUAUGCAGCGGUUAUGUGAUAGACCGAUCAUCAGCUGGGCUAGGAGAGAAAACCACAUAUUUCAUUGGCCUAACCUCAUGGCCGAGUUUAAAUGUUGAAGUGAAAUAUAACGGACGGUCGAAAUGGCAUCAAAACAAUCAAAAUUUGCAGGCAUACACAGCUGGAGCAACAUAUAAUGAAUCAACCAACUACCGAAUGACAAUAAAAUCCAAUGAUCAUCACCAGACGUUAGUGUUGGAUAUGAUGCUAUGGUGUGCUCAAGGCUGGUCUGGAGAUCGGUGUCAACAUCUAUGUCACUCUACUUCGAGUAAAAUGUGCAACAAAGACGGAAAACUCGUUUGUAAACAUGGGUAUGGUGGACAUUCCUGUUCAGAUAUAAACGAAUGUAGUGGUCAGUCGUCCCCUUGCAAGAACGGUGGUACGUGUAAAAACACAAUAGGUUCGUUUAUAUGUCAAUGCCGGACGGGAUGGAUCGGGCCAACGUGUGAGGUCGAUAUAGAUGAAUGUGACCUAGAUUAUUGUACAGAUGCCUCAACUUGCACAAACACCCCGGGAUCAUUUCACUGCAGAUGUAAUAGAGGAUUUCAUGGUAGUAAAUGUACUGAUUUAAAUGAAUGCAAGAAUCCCAUGAAACUCUGCAAACAUGACAGCACCUGUCUGAAUCAAUAUGGACAUUUCGCUUGCAUAUGUAGUGAAGGGUAUUCUGGUGCCAGAUGUGAAAACGACAUCGAUGAGUGUUCUUUAUCGAUAUGUAGUCCGCAUAGUAACAACUGUACGAACACCGUCGGCAGUUACAGUUGUAACUGCAAAGCUGGUUGGACAGGAAUAAAAUGUGAAAAUGAUAUAGAUGAAUGUAAAAGCAGUCCAUGCAAUAAUGGAACAUGUGGAAAUACACCUGGUAGCUAUACAUGUAAUUGCAAUCAUGUGUAUACAGGAAAACACUGUGAAAAUGAUAUAGACGAAUGUAAACGUAAUCCUUGUGAAAAUGGAACAUGUAGAAAUGUUGUCGGUAGUUAUAAAUGCAACUGUUAUCAUGGGUAUACAGGAAGGAAGUGUGAAAAUGAUAUAGAUGAAUGUAAAAUUAGUCCGUGCAAUAAUGGAACAUGUAGUAAUACACCCGGAAGCUAUAAAUGUAAUUGUAAUCAAGCGUAUACAGGAAAACACUGUGAAAAUGAUAUAGACGAAUGUAAAAGUAAUCCCUGUAAAAAUGGAACAUGCAGUAAUACAAUCGGAAGUUAUAAAUGCAACUGUUUUCAAGGGUAUGCAGGUAUACAUUGUGAAAAUGACUUUGACGAAUGUUCCAUAGUUAAGUGUGCAAACAACGGAACAUGUGUAAACCUAGAUUAUCCUAAAAGAUACCGAUGUGAUUGCCCCAAGGGUUGGGAUCCUAAAAGUCGGUGUCGGCAUCGUACAGAUGAAUGUAAAGCGCUUCAUCCUUGUGUUAAUGGAAGCUGCAGUAACAGUUUUGGACAGUAUAUAUGUUCAUGUAACACUGGCUGGACUGGCAAGAACUGUAGCAUUGAUUUAGAUGAGUGUAACGACAAUCCUUGUUUGCACACCGGAACUUGUAUCAAUAGCAUGGGAGCAUACACGUGCCACUGUUCCACAGGGUGGACGGGGAAGAACUGCUCGACUGAUAAAAAUGAAUGUGCUACUCUUCGUCCUUGCAGGAACAAUGGUAAAUGUAUUAACACAGGGGGAGGAUUCGCGUGCCACUGUACUACAGGAUGGACGGGGAAGAACUGCUCGACUGAUAUAAAUGAAUGUGCUACUCUUCGUCCUUGCAGGAACAAUGGUAAAUGUAUAAACACAGGGGGAGGAUACUCGUGCCUCUGUACUACAGGAUGGACGGGGAAGAACUGCUCUACUGAUAUAAAUGAAUGUGCUACUCUUCGUCCUUGCAGGAACAAUGGUAAAUGUAUAAACACAGGUGGAGGAUACACGUGCAACUGUUCCACAGGAUGGACGGGAAAGAACUGCUCGACUGAUUUAAAUGAAUGUGAUUCUCUUCGUCCUUGCAGGAAUAAUGGUAAAUGCAUAAAUGCAGACGGAGGAUACACGUGCCACUGUUCCGCAGAAUGGACGGGAAAGAACUGCUCAACUGAUAUAAAUGAAUGUUAUACUUUUCGUCCUUGCAGGAACAAGGGUAAUUGCAAAAACACAGAGGGAGGAUACACGUGCCACUGUUCCGAGGGAUGGACGGGAAAGAACUGCUCAGAGGAUGUAGAUGAGUGUGAUGUAAUUCACCCAUGCAAAAAUAAUGGUUCAUGUAGAAACAUGAAAGGUAGCUAUACAUGUCAUUGCCCUGUAGAAUGGAAAGGACAAAACUGUUCUAUUGAUGUCAAUGAAUGUGAAACAUUUCAUCCGUGCCACAACAAUGGCAGAUGCGUCAACUCGGAAGGAAAUUAUACAUGUCAUUGCCCUGUAGAAUGGAAAGGACAAAACUGUUCUGCUGAUGUCGAUGAAUGUGAAAUGUUUCAUCCGUGCCACAACAAUGGCAGAUGCGUCAACUCGGAAGGAAAUUAUAUAUGUCAUUGCCCAGUAGAAUGGAAAGGACCAAACUGUUCUGUUGAUGUCAAUGAAUGUGAUACGUUUCAUCCGUGCCAGAAUAAAGGCUCAUGCGUCAACUCGAAAGGAAAUUAUACAUGUCAUUGCCCAGUAGAAUGGAAAGGACAAAACUGUUCUGUUGAUGUCAAUGAAUGUGAAACAUUUCAUCCGUGCCACAACAAUGGCAGAUGCGUCAACUCGGAAGGAAAUUAUACAUGUUAUUGCCCAGUAGAAUGGAAAGGACAGAACUGUUCUGCUGAUGUCGAUGAAUGUGAAAAGUUUCAUCCGUGCCACAACAAUGGCAGAUGCGUCAACUCGGAAGGAAAUUAUACAUGUCAUUGCCCAGUAGAAUGGAAAGGACCAAACUGUUCUGUUGAUGUCAAUGAAUGUGAUACGUUUCAUCCGUGCCAGAAUAAAGGCUCAUGCGUCAACUCGAAAGGAAAUUAUACAUGUCAUUGCCCAGUAGAAUGGAAAGGACAAAACUGUUCUGUUGAUGUCAAUGAAUGUGAAACGUUUCAUCCGUGCCACAACAAUGGCAGAUGCGUCAACUCGGAAGGAAAUUAUACAUGUUAUUGCCCAGUAGAAUGGAAAGGACAGAACUGUUCUGCUGAUGUCGAUGAAUGUGAAAAGUUUCAUCCGUGCCACAACAAUGGCAGAUGCGUCAACUCGGAAGGAAAUUAUACAUGUCAUUGCCCUGUAGAAUGGAAAGGACAAAACUGUUCUGCUGAUGUCGAUGAAUGUGAAACGUUUCAUCCGUGCCACAACAAUGGCAGAUGCGUCAACUCAGAAGGAAAUUAUACAUGUCAUUGCCCAGUAGAAUGGAAAGGACCAAACUGUUCUGUUGAUGUCAAUGAAUGUGAUACGUUUCAUCCGUGCCAGAAUAAAGGCUCGUGCGUCAACUCGGAAGGAAUUUAUAAAUGUCAUUGCCCAGUAGAAUGGAAAGGACAAAACUGUUCUGUUGAUGUCAAUGAAUGUGAAACAUUUCAUCCGUGCCACAACAAUGGCAGAUGCGUCAACUCGGAAGGAAAUUAUACAUGUUAUUGCCCAGUAGAAUGGAAAGGACAGAACUGUUCUGCUGAUGUCGAUGAAUGUGAAACGUUUCAUCCGUGCCACAACAAUGGCAGAUGCGUCAACUCGGAAGGAAAUUAUACAUGUCAUUGCCCAGUAGAAUGGAAAGGACAAAACUGUUCUGUUGAUGUUAAUGAAUGUGAAACGUUUCAACCGUGUCAGAAUGAAGGCUCAUGCUUCAACAUGCAUGGAAAUUAUACAUGUCAUUGCACUGAAGGAUGGAAAGGACAAAACUGCUCUGUUGAUGUCAAUGAAUGUGAUACAAUUCGACCUUGUCAGAACGAAGGCUCGUGCGUCAACACGAAUGGAAAUUAUACAUGUCAUUGCCAUGUAGAAUGGAGAGGACAAAACUGCUCUGUUGAUGUAAACGAAUGCAACAAUUCACCCUGUAAACAUAAUUCAAAGUGUAAUAACAUUGAAGGCGGAUAUACAUGCACUUGCCCUCCAAACUGGUCCGGCAACAACUGUGACGUCGAUGUGAACGAAUGCAGUAGUUCCCCGUGCAAGAAUAACGGAAACUGUUCUAACACAGAGGGAAGUUAUACCUGCAUUUGUCCUCCAAACUGGUCCGGAAACACUUGUGAAGACGAUGUGGAUGAAUGCGGUAGUUUUCCCUGCAAGAAUAACGGAACAUGUUCUAACAUGGACGGUGGGUACAUGUGCAGCUGCUCUUCAAACUGGAGCGGCAACCACUGUGAGACGGACGUAAAUGAAUGCAAAAAUUUCCCCUGUAUAAAUAAUGGAACUUGUGAAAAUGAGGCUGGAUCUUAUAACUGCAGAUGCACGCAAGGAUGGCAAGGCAAGUAUUGCGAAAGCGAUAUUGACGAGUGUAGAGACAGUGACAAUCCCUGUAAAAAUGGAGAUGUAUGUAGUAAUACCAACGGGAGUUAUGUGUGUAAACAUGAUUCAACAUUCUCGCCGCUGUCUCUUACAUCUCAUGCUACAACAGCUGUUUCUCUCCCUACCACAGCAAACCAGCCAGGCAGCACAUCAGCUGGAGCUACCACAUUGACAAAUAAAAGCAACAAAUCAAUUGCAGCUUCAACACCGCAUCAAACAAUUAGUACAAUAUUCGCAGCAACCACACCAAUACAAACAAAAACUACAGGAACUGAAGCUACAACUUUUCCAAGAACAAGCAAUACAACACCAGCAGCUACCACAUUGACACAAACGAGUAGAGCAACAAAUGCAGUUACCACAUCGACACAAAUGAGAAUUACAACACCUGUAGCUACGACAAAAAUAAACAGUAAACCAACUGCUGCAACCAAAUCGUUAAAAGCAAGAAGUACAACACCUGCAGCUACAACAUCAUUACAAACAAGUACUACAACUCCUACAGCUACGGCAACAACACAAACAAGUAGUACAACACCUGUAGCCAUCAUAUCGAAACAAGCAAGAAAUUCAACACCUGUCACUACCACAUCGAUACAAACAGGCAGAACAACACCUGCGGCUAUUACAUCGACACAAACAAGCAGAACAACACCUGCUGCUACCACAUCGACACAAACAAGCAGAACAACACCUCUUGCUACCACAUCGACACAAAUAAGAACAAUUCCUUCUGCAACCACAGUGAAACAAACAAGCAGAACAUCACACGAUGCAACCACACCGACACAAACAAGCAGAACAACACCUGCUGCUACCACAUCGACACAAACAAGCAGAACAACACCUGCUGCUACCACAUCGACACAAACAAGCAGAACAAUACCUGCUGCUACCACAUCGACACAAACAAGCAGAACAACACAUGCUGCUACCACAUCGACACAAACAAGCAGCACCAGACUAACUGUUACUUCAGUGACAGGCUUUGAUGGCUACACACUAGAAUUUGUGAAGGAAGUAAACUCGACAUUUUAUGACAGUAUUACAGCCGGAAUAAAAAGUGUGCUGCAAAUCGAGACCUGUGCCGAUAGCAAAAAUAUUGACGUUACAUUUAUGAACAAUAACAAGAAAACGAAUUUCUCCGUGGAAUUUCAUGCACAGUGCGACGGUCAAGAUGUCUCAAAUUCCAAGAUUGCGGAAGCAUUUAAUGCGUUGUCCCCAGAAAAAUUAAAGUCCCUCUUCCCUUUGGAAGUGAAGCAGAAAGGUGGGAAAGCACCAGAGAAAUCGUGGAUUGAGAAGAACAUGAUGGUUGUUGUUGGUGCUGUUGUUGGUGUUGUGCUUAUCAGUGUCGUAGCAGUAGGAUGUAAAUGUUACAGAUCUAGGAGACAUUUCACAAGCGGCGAAGAUGGACCUGUUUAUGAUGACACACCUACAUUCGUUGAACUAAAGGACAGAGACAGCACUUUAAGUGAAAGAGUUAUAGCCACAGAAAAUCCACUUUAUGACUCGUUUGCCUCUACAAGUAAAGAAAGCACUAACGCCUAGUGUUGAUAUUGCUAAAUGGUGUUUUUGUAUAACUCUCGAGAUUGACUUUUAUCACGUUGACGAACGUCAUGUGUUCUUAAAUACAUAUUUUACCUAUAUUUUAUAGAUAGACGAAUAGUGACGACAUUGCUAAUGUUGUGUUUGAUUAUUCUCAACAACAGAAUAUAUACGCUGUGUGAAUGUAUAUUUUAUAGACGAAUUUUGAUUCUUUUUUAUCGUUAUAACGAUGGUAAUGGUGUGUUUGAGCCAUAACAAAAUAAUGCAUGUGAUGUAUGACUAUCUAUUGUUCUUGCUAAUUGCAGAUUUGAAUUCUGUUUUUUUUUGCCUUUACAUCUAGAAAUGUUCUAGUGCUUAAUAAUGAUGACAUUGCUAAUUAUGAUUAUUUUUUAUAUUUUAUUUAUAGGUUUUGUUACUGUAAUUUCAUAGAUAAUGCGGUUUACUUUAUUCCUAUAAAAGAUGUAAAUUAUGCAUGUAAAUAUGUAGAUGUAUAUUGCUGAACAUUUUACUUCUACGCAAAUGGCUGCGAGGUCAUGAAAUUAAGAAUUAUAAAGACAUCAUGCACGUUUUGUCUCUAUGCAAAGAUUUGUCUAACCUUUAGGAAUAUUAUGUCACAUGUGCCACAAAUGUGUGCACACAUUGCAUUUCAAUGAACUGUAACUAUAAGGAAUGUAAUUGUACAAAUAUCAUCAUAUGAGCGCAUGUUACUUCUGGAAUAUCGUGCCCCACUAAAAAGAUAUGAAUAAAAAUAACUCCAUAAUUGUUAUAGAUCAGACUUUGAAUAAUGAACUGCAUGUAUGUAAGUAAUAUGCAUACAACAAAUAUUUGAAUAAUUAAGUUUAAUGCCAUUGUAACUUGCAUGGUGAGUCGAUCAAAUGUGUCCACAUUUCCUCUAUUGUCUGUUUCGUUAUGAAAGAUGAUAAUAGUGGGAUAAAUGAUAUACAUUUAUGUUUCAUUUCAGUUUAUCACAUGUUUGUCGUCGCGGGAGUGUAAUAAAGCCAUUAAAUAAAAAUGAUAAUACACUAGUGUAAUAAAGCUUUGAUGUCGACGUCAUUUAUAAUAUAGGCGACGCCGGUCAAAUUGUCUUGUUUAUAUAGUAAAAGAAAGUCGAAUUUUUGAUGUUUCGACAAAAAAGGCUAACAUGUGAUAAAAAGAAUAUUACAUUUGUGACUUUCCACAUUGAAUUUAUUAAACUCGUUGAAUAAAAUUGAUAAAAUGCUCGGCAGAGCCUCGCAUUUUAUUAUUUUUUUUCAACUUGUUUAAAAAAAUCAGUAUGAAAAGACACUCAUGUAAUAUCCUCUAUGUAUAUGACUGCGUCGAGGGAUGUAAAUAUGCAUGUUCUAAAAUUCAUUCUGACUUGGCCAUAUUUUUAAAUAAGGAAACCUUCAUUCAGUGUCAUUUCAUAGAUGAAAAUCAAUUUUAAAACUUUGUUUUCUUUCCCCAUACGUUAUCGGAAAGUUACUUCAUUUUUUCAUGGAUUGAAACAGAAACAAAGGCUGACAAAAUAGUGUACACAAGGUAUCAAAACUGUUGUUUGCGAAACGAAAUAUUGACGUCAGAGUUAUGUUUCUUCUGUGAGAUGAAAAAAACCUUUGGUGCCAGUGUGUUUCCUUUUACUUGCUGUGAUUAUGUAAACUAUUAUUUAUGGCUGUAAAUGCCACAACAAAAUGACUCCAAACACUUAUUGCCUUUCAAUCAAACGGUUAUUCAGUUAUUUUCAUCUGUUGAUAUUUUUGUUACAUUAGGCUUAUUCCACAAGUAUUACUUUAGAUGACAUGCAUUUAAGAUAAAUGAAUUAUGAAAUAAACCAAUUUGAAUAUAGUCAAUCUCACAAAUGUAAUCACUUAUAUAUUAUGUCUAUGAAAUGUCUACAUUAUUUUAUUGAUUAAUUUACUGCAUCAAUAAAGUCGAAUUCUAUUUUAAAUUUUUAAUUACUAUUAUCGUCUCUGAAACAUGUAUACUUGAUAUUAUACCAUGGCUAGAAUUCAGAAGAUGCUAAGUAAAUGUUGUAAAUGGAAUAUUUGUAUACUAUCAAGGUCACAAUUUGAACUUCAAUGGAACAGUGUGUAUUUAUAUAAGACAUGUAAACUAUAUACAUAUAUACACUGUCGUUGUUAUAUUUAAAUACAUGAUUUUUUUCAAUUAUUGUCAUUACUAUGAGGGAUGUAUUCAUAGAUUAAAAAGAUUAAAAAUAACCAAGACAACACACAAAUGAAAUAAAUAUACGUAAGAAAUAAAAAU
Messenger RNA from Mercenaria mercenaria, 9427 nucleotides. RefSeq names its product neurogenic locus notch homolog protein 1-like. Bases 71 to 7189 code for a protein of 2372 amino acids. The record is from RefSeq and is a predicted model, not a curated record. The transcript has 17 exons. Gene Ontology annotation, molecular function: calcium ion binding. Lineage: Eukaryota; Metazoa; Mollusca; Bivalvia; Venerida; Veneridae.